CGCAGAGUGGAAAGCACGAAGAAACAUGUAUAGCUUUUAAUGUGUGCAUGGAGAAGUCUUUGACCUGCAUAUGCUAUAUGGUUGACUGAGGUUGGCAGCUGUGAAGUCCACGAUUCCAGCAUCUUUUUGCAUGCUCUUUGCGUGCUUCUUAAUUUUGCUGAGGGUAGCCUAGGAGAGACCUAUGUCGCUGAAGGAGCUCAAGUCGCUGGCGCCAUGGAACUGGGAUGCGCAAGCCACGAAGCAUCCUCCAGGAAAGGCAGCUUUGCAGGACUUCGAAAAGCUGGAGUCAGUUUACUGCACGAAGCGGGACAAAAAGGAGGGCCAAUCCACGCAGACCCCCGGUCCCGCCAAGACGCCAAGAGAGCAUCAACGGCCCGCGGCGGGAAAUGAAAACAUGGGCUGGGAGACGCCCGCAUCUAGCGGCCAAGGGAGGAAGGCUGCUAGCGCAGAUCGAGCGCGCACCCUGCUAAAGCGCAAAGCAGCCGAUUUACAGACGCCUCAGGUUCAGCGGCCCUGCCGUGGCGGUCGCGAGAGACACUCCCAGCACCCCGACUCCUCAACACCACACACCGCGUCUCAAGCCCUGCUACCUGAAACUGACGUUUCCCAUUGUGCCGUGUCUGAGCACGCUGGGACCGCUCCCGCCAGCCAAGCAGCUGCGACGGCAAUCACCACCGCGGCAGUCGACGCUAGCGGCGAGGUGGCCACCGGAACCAUGUACGGCACGGGGACUGCCGUACUGGGGGUAAAAGCGAGCCAGACUCCGGCUCCGGUGCCGUACGACAGCUCCAUGCGUCCUCCGAAAUGGACACCAGCGCUGACCCGUGGGACACCGGCAGCGCUACUUGCUCCGUCGCCCUCCGUAUCCGGUGGAAGUGGGGUACGGCAGCGUGGUUAUGGCGGCGGCAGCGUAAGCGCAGCUUUGGCCAUGCAUUUUGACAGCGGCACGAUGGGAGGUGGCGGCGUUUCCCGGCCGUGGAUUCAGACGCCUCGGACCGCGCAUGAAGCAGCAACGGCGACGAAGCAGGGCUCAGAGUCUGCUGGCGAGGCGGGUGUGACGGGGCGGCUUGAGAGGCAGCGGCAACGGCGGCAGGAAGACGUUGCAAGCGGUGGCGGCGGGGUGGGUGCGGAGGCGGCCGACUGCAUGCAGGGAAUCCAACAUCCGGAGGAAAUGAUGUCGCCCAGGGCAGCCCCUGCGGGCCCAACGCCUCCUCGUCAGCCUGACGCCGAUGCAAGCCGCAUGCUUACCGGUGGUGCCGUACAGGAGCAGACCCUGCAGCAGCAGCAGCAACCGGCACCAGCAGACAUGGACGAGCGGGGAUCAUUGCCCAACGAGUACGGCAUGACAGCGUGUGGCUGCAUGUCGGUAUCACCUAGGUGCGCCGCUGCUGAGGUCGCAGGGAGCCAUGUGACGGCUGUUGCUGCGACCGCGGAGGGUGCUGCUGCAACGGCAGCAGCACCCCGGCCUUCGUCACUCCUCAAGCUGACGCCCACCACCCACAAGCGCUUUUUGCUGCUGGGGGCUGUGGUGGAGGGCAUCUCCUCCGCCCUCCCGCGCCCACGUGGGCCCAGCAACGGCGGCGACAGUCCCAUGGGUCGGUCACACGGCUUGGCGGCGGCGGGAGCAGCAGCACAUGCCAGCCAAUCCGCUCCCGCUGUGUACGGUCAAGAGGACGGUCAGGAGUAUGACCCAGCUGUAGCACGUCCCUCCCCAGCGGCUGCCUCUCAUGAUGCAGCCCCGAAGUCUGCCUUGCACCCCGAUGGAGGGGCCCGGGGGAAAGCGCUGUCCGGACAUGCGGCUGCAAGUGCAGAGGCGGCGCCGCAGCUCACACCUGCAUCACCUGCGUCUGAUGAGGCAGCUGCUGCCAUGCUCUGCCUGAGCCAGGCAGGCGGGCGGGCCGCCGGCUGGGCUCAGAUGGGGCAUGGCAGGAUGGACAGCGGCCUAGCAGCUGACCCGCAUGGUGGGGACAGGGCGGCCCCCGCCGCUCCAACGUCGCAAUCUCCCCUGACCCAACGACAAGCGGCAGCAGCAGCUGCAGUGGCUGGCGGCAGCAGCAGCGGCGCCGUAUCUCGUCCUGGUGAGGACCCCGCAGCGGCCGCCGUGCAGGGCGGCGUCCUGGCGCCCUUCCCAGCGGCGCCAACCGCAGCUCUGCAGCCGGGAACUGCCGCCGCCGCAGCAGGUGAGCUGUCCUCGCUAGCAGCCUCCGGGGCCGCUGCAGCACAGGCCGCCGCUGUGGCGACCUCCUCGCACGCGUACAUCGCCCCCGGCAGCAGCAGCCGCAUCCCUGCAGCUGCAGCAGCUGCUGCCAGUCACCAACACCGCGAUCACCAGGGGCAACCGAACGACCCCGCAUGCAAGGACGCCCAGUCCAACCCCGCUGCAGCAGCAGUAGCACAAGGUGACGCCGGAAAGCUGGCCUCGUCUGUAAUUCCGUUCCCCCGGCUAGCCGGCAUCGCCCCCCGUCCCAAGCCCACCAGCAACCCGGGGCCCGCAGCCCUACCUGCUGCAAAGGCGGCUAGUGCUAGUCUGUGCCAGGCUGCACCUUCCCUGGGAGCAGCGCAACCAGCACAGCAGUCAGCAGUCGUCGGAGCAGCGGUGCCCCGAGCACCGGAAGCCUUGUCAUGCCAAUUGCCAGAGCAGCAACGAUCGCAAGAGCCACAACAGGAGCCACGACAACAGCAGGAGCAACACCUGCAGCGAGCAGGGUCGGCUGGCAACCAGGUCUCGGCGGCCGGGGGGCACCCACAUCCCGCUGCCAUAACCGGUUCCCCGCUUGUGGCAACGGCGACACCACCAAUAGCCCCACAGUGCGCCGCCGUUGCUGGAGCUGCUACUGCAGACGCCUCCGCUGCUGCUGGUACUGCUGUUACAGGCGUUGUUCCCACUCCUGCUGCUGCUGCUUCUCCCGCGCCGCCUAGCAGCACGCUUGCUGACCAACCUGGCCCGUCCUCAUCGGCCCCAGCACCAGCAGCAGCGGGUGUAGCUCAGUUGAGUCCGCAGCAGCUGCUGGUGCUGGGGCAGCUGCUGGGCUACUUCCGAGUCGCGGGGUGCCGCCACCCGGCAGCCAUGUCGGCAGCGGAGCUGGUGGCGGCGAUCACGGGGUUCUGCAAGUCCGCCAGCAUCCCCCCGGCGCCCGCCAACAUCCAGACCCUGGCCUCCUGGCUUGGCGCCCUGCUGGCCUUGGAGCGCCAGGAGCCUGCCAGGCCGCAUGCAGAGGCGGGGCAGCAGCAGCAGCAACAGCAACAACCAUGCAGAGGCAGCGCAGCAGCAACUACUAACACCCAGGAAGAGCCUGUUCAGAGGCCGCAGGAGCCUCACGGCCCCGGUGCCAUGCAAGACCUGCAAGGCCGACCAGCUGAGGCGAAGCUAGCGAUGCAGGUGCAGCCGGAGCCGCCCGCGCCUGGCAGCGUGAUGGACGACGACAAGGCAACAAGCCCCUCGCAGCAGCAGCAGCAGUCGUCACAACAACCGCCACAGCCCACCUAUGCUCCUGAGCGCAACCCGCCGCCUGGCGACCCACAUCACCCUGCGGCAGCGGAACAGCGGCUGCAGGGGCAGCAGCAGCAGCCCUGGCAGCAGCAACUUCAUGCAGACAACGACUGCACGCAACGGCAACCGGCUGCGGUGCCCUGCACUGCUGCAGGGGCGAAUGAGAACGGCUGCAGGGGUCAGGCCCCGGUGGGGGCCCUCAGCGACGACGCUGCCCCACAACCUGCGGGCGCCUCACAAACCGAGCGCCAGUCGCCGAUCCCUCCCCAGCAGCAGCUGCCGCGGCACAUGGACGGCCCGGCUGCCAUGCCUCCACCGCCGGCCUUGGGACCGCCGCCGUCGCAGCAGCGCUUGUUGCAACAGCCUGAGAGCAUGGUCCUCUUGCCACAACAGCAAAUAGAAGAACGGCAGCACCAGCAGCAGCAGCGAGGACACGAGUCGGAGGCCACAGGCGCGUUCGAACUGUCCUGUGAACACCAGCAUCAGCAACCGCACGUGCAACCCCAGCCGCUGCUUCCGCACCCCGAGCAGUCCGAGCGCCGCAUCAUCGCCACAACUGCUGCUGCCAGCGGUGCCAAGUACACCCCCAUGGACAUCGACACCGCCUCGCCUCCCUCCUCCCUCGCCCGCUGCCUCCCCAUCCUGCCCCUGCAUCCCGGGCGCCCGCUGGGCCCCACCCCCCUGGAGCAGCUGGAGUCGGACUGGCUGCGGCUGCUGUCCCCCGCUGUCACCGCCCUGUACCACCAGUUGGAGAGCUGCCAGCAGGCGCUGAGGGCGGCCCUGCUGGGCACCGCGGCGGCAGCAGCAGCAGCAGCGGUAGCAGCAGCCACCCCGGUGACAGCAUAUGGGUCAGCUGCUGCAUCACACCCGCACAAGCAGCAGCCAGCGUCAUUCCCCGGGGAGCAGGCAUCCAAUGUCGUGCGACAGCAGCCGGCAGCAGCAGCUGCAUGCGCGCCGCCACGAUCGUCGGUCGAGGAGGCUGUGGAGCAGGAGCAGCCUCCUGCACCUCUACAACCUCAGCAGCAGCAGCAACAACAACAACAGCCGGGCGCAUUGUACGCUCAGCAGUUGCUGAUCGCACUCCAGCAGCAGCGGCAACGAAUGGCUGCUGCUGCGGCAGCAGCAAUGGAUGUGGGUGCAACCGGAACAGCGUCGGGGGCUCCAGUAGCAGCAGCACCGAUAGUGGAGGCCGACAAACGCCAAGAGCAGCUGCAGCUACAGCCCAAUACGACAUCGCACAGCCAUGCAUGCGGCAUUUCUUACCUCUUUCCCGGUGCAGCUGCUGCUGCACUUGCCAGUCACAUGACUGCAGCGGUAUCGGCACCCGUCGGGCCCAUGCGGACCCCUGCCCAGCCCGCCCAGCCGCAACAGCUGCCGCUAACAGAGCAGCCGGCAGCGCAAGCCACGGCAACGACAUUGCAGCAACGCAUGUCGGCCCUAGGCAACGGGCGGCGUUAUGGGUCGGCCUUCCAGACGGUGCGGCCAGCAGCAGCUGGUACGGCGGCGGCGGCGGCGGCGCGGGCUUCUGUGGCGCCAGCGCCUCAAUGUACGACAUCCACCUCGCCGCCGCUACUGUCGUCACAGCAAGCUAAGCCGCAAGGGCAAGGACGCUUGGCCUCUGUCCCGUCCAUGCCAGAACAGCAAACCACUGCAGCAGAUUUGAUGGCGGCCUGCCUACCCCACCAGCAAGCCCCUGCUGCGCUUGCUCAUGGUGCUUCUGCCGCGGCGCCCAUUGCUGCUGCCUCUGCUGCUAAUACUAUAUCCGGCAUCCAGAGUAACGGCACAAACGGUGAAGCCCCCCUGUCAGUGUACGAGCACCACCACAGCCGCCUCGCUGUCGCCCACAGGCCUCAGACGGUGACACCGCCGUUGCUGCCGGCAUGCGAAUACAGCCAGCUGCAGCAGCAAGGCCCGCCACCCCAGCUCCCUCCGGACUCUGCCGUACCCGUGCCCCCACCUGCCGCGCCAACGGCAGCAACUGCUAGCCCGCUCCCUGCGACACUCAAUUCCGGCAUGCUGCAGCCCUCUCCUGCUGCGCCGCCGCAGCCACCACCGAUGCAGCCUUCACCUUUCCCGCCCGCGGCAGCACCGUAUCUUCACACGGCUGCAGCCGGCAUGUACGGAUACCAGCGUCCGUUAAGUACCGGUAGUGGAUGGCCCAUGCCGUACGGCCAUUCGUACGGCUGGUAUCCUCCGUCGUACAACCCACCCGCCGCCGCUGCUGCCACCGCCGCUGGCGCGGCAUACGCGCAUGCCGCUCGUAUGGCCUACUACGGAGCUGUCGGCGCCGCUGCAUCAACGGCAGCAGCAGCGGAUUGUCCUAGUGCUGCUGCAGCCCUUGCAACCACCGAACACUCCCCAGCUGCAGCGGCUGGUGCGACGCUCCUGAUGGAGCAGCUGCCGUCAUCGUUGCGUCACCGCUCGUCUUCACAGUCCUCCGGCGUACCGGGCGCACGGCCGCCCGCUGCCGUGGGGCCUCUUGCCAGGUCUGCGGCCAAUGGGACUGCGGCCAAGCAGGGAAGGCUACGAGGCAAGCUGGCUGGGAACAGGGCGGGGGGCAGCAACCCUUAGGGCCCUUCGUUGUAAACCCGGUGAUGGCAGUGCUGGCGGGCAUGACUGGUGAUGCGGAGGUGUACAUAUACAUGCAUACAGGACAGGCGAGGACAGUUCGGGUGGCGUGGUGCAAGGUUGCGAGUUGGUGAGCAUCCGCAUGCGUGCGAGUUGCCGGGCGACCGUGUCCAGGCGAGGGCCACGUGGCCACGUGGUGUGAUUUAACUGGAGUCGAAUGAGCCGGUGUGGUGGAGGGAGUCGAGUUGGUCUGGAGGGUUGGGCUGCUGCUUCCGGGGUUGAGAUGCAGAUGGGGUUAAGAGGGGCGCCCGUGUUGGCAUGCCAGCAGCCGCUUCUGGAUGCGGUAGCAAAGCGAUGGCCCGUGGCUAGGACUCAAUGAGUUAUGGUGGGUCGGGUGAACGAAUGUGCCCAGCCAAGGACCUGAGGCGAAGAGGUGCUGAUGACAAGGGCAUGCACACAUGCAAGGGCUAGCAUGGUAACGUAGUGCGACCUGCACUCAGGCUGCACACACCUGCACUCAGGCCGCGCGAGGGGAAGGUUGCAACAUAUUGAACGGAUCGCUGCCCAAGCGAAUCUCGAGACCGCGCAUUCGCGAAUGGGAAGUUAGGAGUUGUCUUGUGUGAACUACUGGCCUAGUACAAAGCAUGUGCGGUGCAAGUGCCUCGGCAUGCUGCCACUAAGACUAGCAAGAGGAAACCGGGUUGUUUGUGUGCACGCGAGUCCGACUUGCGAGGUUAAGGGGCCCAUGCCUCGCAUACGGUAGCAUGUCCCCCUAGGGCACACAGCCCGAAUGACACAUUGAAAGUGGUCUGAGUUGCCUGGCGGCAAGGCAUGCACGGUAGGUGAGGGCGGUUCACACAGUGGGUGCUGUGAAGCGAGCGGACAAGCAACUGACAGGGGGGGUGGGUUGCCUGAUGGACAGUCCCGCUGUGCGUUAUGUGCUGCCGAGCGCUGCAACGAGGUG
Astrephomene gubernaculifera is the source of this 7022-nucleotide messenger RNA. NCBI's taxonomy places the organism in Eukaryota, Viridiplantae, Chlorophyta, Chlorophyceae, Chlamydomonadales, Astrephomenaceae. The record is from the annotation of a GenBank genome assembly.